Messenger RNA from Antrostomus carolinensis (chuck-will's-widow), 1363 nucleotides. RefSeq names its product NIPA like domain containing 3 (gene NIPAL3). Bases 137 to 1363 code for a protein of 408 amino acids. The transcript has 11 exons. Lineage: Eukaryota; Metazoa; Chordata; Aves; Caprimulgiformes; Caprimulgidae. The record is from RefSeq and is a predicted model, not a curated record. Gene Ontology annotation, cellular component: membrane. Gene Ontology annotation, molecular function: magnesium ion transmembrane transporter activity. Gene Ontology annotation, biological process: magnesium ion transport.
CAAGAAAACAGGAUGGAUGAGAAGAAGUGGUUACCAAGUUACAGAUAAGAUGGUUCCAGCAGGGUCCAAGUCUCUUCUUUAAAGAGAAGUUCCAGCAUCAAAGAGGCUGAAAAGCAAACACUCCAAAUCAACCAAAAUGGAAGGAGGCAACAGUCCAAACCUGCAACUUCAGCAACUCCCGUUGGCCACAGCAGCGGUUUCUGUGCAGCCACACACUGACUCCUUUUCUUACAAGGAGAACUUGAUUGGUGCAUUACUGGCUAUUUUUGGGCAUCUUGUUAUCAGUAUUGCACUCAACCUCCAAAAAUACAGCCACAUCCGACUGGCAGGUUCCAAAGAUCCCAGAGCCUACUUCAAAACCAAGACAUGGUGGUGUGGACUGUUUCUGCUGGUACUGGGUGAACUGGGAGUGUUUUCCUCUUACGCCUUUGCUCCUCUUUCACUGAUUGUGCCGCUCAGUGCAGUGUCUGUUAUAGCUAGUGCAAUCAUAGGAAUUAUAUUUAUUAAAGAAAAAUGGAAGCCCAAGGAUUUUUUGAGGCGCUAUGUUUUGUCCUUUGUAGGCUGUGGUUUGGCAAUUAUUGGAACUUACCUGCUGAUAACAUUUGGACCUAAUAGUCAUGAGAAGAUGACAGGAGAAAAUAUCACUAGGCAUUUAGUGAGCUGGCCAUUUCUGUUGUAUAUGCUUGUGGAGAUCAUCAUAUUCUGCCUGCUACUCUAUUUUUACAAGGAGAAAAAUGCAAACUACAUUGUAGUUAUUCUUUUACUGGUAGCUUUGCUGGGUUCCAUGACUGUUGUGACCGUGAAGGCUGUGGCAGGCAUGAUCGUCGUCUCGAUACAAGGAAACUUACAACUUGACUACCCGAUAUUUUAUAUCAUGCUGGUCUGCAUGAUUGCUACAGCCAUCUUUCAAGCAACGUUUUUAGCUCAAGCCUCACAGCUCUAUGACUCAUCUCAGAUUGCCAGCAUCAGCUACAUCCUGUCCACAACGGUGGCAAUCACAGCAGGAGCAACUUUUUACUUGGACUUCACCGGUGAAGAUGUUCUCCAUAUAUGUAUGUUUGCACUAGGGUGCCUCAUAGCAUUUCUAGGUGUUUUCUUGAUCACAAGAAACAAGAAGAGAUCUGUACCAUUUGAACCUUACAUAUCAAUGGAUGCUAUGCCAGGCAUGCAGAACAUGCACGAUAAAGGGAUUGCAGUUCAGCCUGACCUCAAAGCUUCUUUUUCCUAUGGUGCCCUCGAGAACAAUGACAACAUGCCAGAAAUUUAUACUCCAGCUACGUUGCCUAUCGUGCAGGAGCAACAUGGCUCCAAAGGAAUUUCUGCUCCACCCUACCGGGUGCUGGAACACAGCAAAAAGGAGUGA